AUAUAUAUCGUCCAGGUGCAUAUACAUUGCACAAGAUCAGGUCAUGGGAGAGUAAGAUCUAUUGUUGUUAACCAAAUCUGCAAACAUGGCUAUGUAAAUUUCCAAUCAAUGGCGUCUCUCACCACGCAAACAUCCCCUUCUGCUUCUUCGCAUGAAUGGGAUGUUUUCCUCAGUUUCCAUGGCAGGGACACCCGCCAGAGAUUUACCGCUCAUAUGUAUAAAGCUUUGGAACAAAGAAGCCUUUCCACCUUUAUGGACGAUAAAGAAUUGGAGAGGGGAAGAUAUAUAUCUCCAGAACUCUUGAAUGCAAUUGAAAACUCCAUGUAUGCGGUCGUCGUUCUCUCUCCAUGCUACGCUUUUUCGAGGUGGUGCUUAACCGAACUCACCAAGAUCGUUGAAUGCAUGGAAAAGAAGGGGUUGAUACUUUUGCCAAUUUUCUAUCAAGUGGAUCCCUUUGACGUGAGAAAUCAGAAAGGUACUUUUGCAAAAGCUUUUGUUAAACAUGAAAACGAUCUCAGGAUUGUCGGAGAUGAUCUGCAAACAUGGAAAUCUGCUUUGAGCAAAGUGGGCAAUAUCUCCGGAUGGGAUUUACGCGAUAGAGAUGAGUCAACUGUUAUUGAAGAGAUCGUAGGAGAGAUACUUGCUAAAUUAAAUUCUACAUUCUCGACUGUUUCCAAGAAGCUUGUUGGAAUAGACUCUCGUCUAGAGAAAUUGGUGAAUUUAUAUUUAAAUAUUAGGCGGGAUGAUGUUCGCUUUUUAGGUAUAUGGGGGAUGGGUGGUAUUGGGAAGACCACUCUUGCACGUGCUGUUUAUGACAAAAUUUCUAGUCAAUUUAAAGUUAGUAGCUUUAUUGCCAAUGUUAGAGAAACAAGUACUCAAGGUGGUCUUGUUAAUUUACAAAAACAACUUCUUGCCGAUCUCUUCAAGGAUAAGAGUAGCGACAUAAAGGAUGUCGACAGAGGAAAGAACAAAAUAAAACAUGGACUACGUCAUAGAAGGGUUCUUCUUGUUGUGGAUGAUGUGGAUCAAACCCAACAAUUAGAAGCAUUAGCAAUUGAGCGUGAUUGGUUUGGUGGAGGGAGUGUAAUCAUUAUAACAACAAGAGAUAAGCAUCUGUUGAUAGAACGUGGAUUGGCUGAGGAUGAAAUAUAUAGGGCUAAAGAAUUGGAUGACGAUGAAGCUCUCCAACUAUUUAGUUGGAAAGCCUUCAAGAAAGACCUCCCUCUAGAAGGUUUUGUGGAGCUUUCCAAGGAAAUUAUACAUUAUACUAAUGGCCUUCCUUUAGCUCUUGAAGUUUUGGGUCGUUUCUUGUGUCAUCCAAAUGUAGUCUUUUGGGAAAGUGCUUUGAGAAGUCUAAGACAAGACCCCAUGAAAGAAAUCGUGGAUAUACUUAAAAUAAGCUUCGAUGGACUCCAGGAAAAACAGCAAAAAAUCUUUCUAGAUAUUGCAUGUUACUUCAAAGGGGAGAAGUAUGUCGACCGUGUCAAGAGCAUACUAGAAAGUUGUGAGUAUGAACCAAUCAGCGGUAUAGAUAUUCUUAUCAGUAAGUCUCUUGUAACAAUCUCGGAAGGAAGACUAUGGAUGCAUGAUCUACUCCAAGAAAUGGGUCAUAAAAUUGUUCGCCACCAAUCUCAGGGAGAUCUUGGCAGACAGACUAGGUUGUGGCUCUCUAAUGAUAUCAUUCGUGUACUGAAGAACAAUAGUGGAACAAACUUGAUCGAAGGCAUAGUCCUAAACUCUCCUCCACAAGAAGAACUAAACUUGAAUUCUAGCGUCUUCUUGGAGAUGAAGAACUUAAGAUUGCUCAAGAUCACAGGUAAUGUGCACCUUUCUCAAGGCCUUAGUUAUCUUUCUACAGAGUUGCGGGUUAUGGAGUGGCAUGGAUAUCCUUUAAAAUCUUUGCCAAUGGGUUUCCCACCUGAUAAACUCGUUGAACUCAAUAUGCAUUGCAGCCACAUUCAGCAACUGUGGCAGGGAACUAAGAGUUUAUACAAGCUAGAGCAUGUUAACCUUAGUUACUCUCGGUACUUAGUGGAGACCCCGGACUUCACUAAUGCCCCAAAUCUUAAGAGGCUGAUUCUUCAUGGCUGUACAAAAUUGCGUAAUCUCCACUCAUCGGUUGGAGCUCUAAAACGCCUUAUUCUUCUGAAUUUGAAAGGUUGCACAUCUCUUACAAGCCUUCCCUGUAACAUUAGCUGGGAUUCCCUAGAAAUUUUGAUUCUUUCUGGCUGUACGAGACUUUGGAAGUUUCCAGAAACGGUAAGAAAUAUGAAUCGUUUGAGGCAACUUGAUUUGGAUGGGAUUGCACUAGAAGAACUUCCAUCAUCAAUUGGGCAUUUAACUAGCCUUACUUAUUUGAGUUUGAGAAGCUGCAAAAGACUCUUGAGUCUUCCAAGUGCUAUUUGUGGUUUGACAUCUCUUAAAACUCUCGCUCUCUUUGGUUGUUCACAACUUGAGGAAAUGCCCGAGGGAUUGGGGAAUUUGGAACAUCUGGAGGAGCUCGAUUUAAGUGAAACCGCUAUAAGGAAAUUUCCAUCCUCCAUUACACGUCUACAAAAUCUUAGAAUGUUGUCCUUCCAAAGAUGUUCAGGUUUGCCACCUAAGUCGUUUCUCAAACGAUUAGUAACUGGGUUUUGGGGGAACCCCAACACUGGUUUGGUGUUGCCUACUUCGAUGUCAAGUACUCCAUGCAGCUUGAAUAUGUUAGAUUUAAGUUAUUGCCAUUUAAUGGAUGGAGGAGUUCCCGAUGACCUGAGUGGCUUGUCAUCGCUACAAUUUCUAGAUCUAAGUGGAAAUGAUUUCACGCUCUUACCUGAAAGCAUCUCUCAACUUUCGAAGCUUUUUAUCAUUUACUUGAGAUGCUGUAGCCAACUUCGAUCAUUGCCAGAACUUCCGUCAAUUAUAGUAUACGAUAAUGCUCAAGAUUGUAUCACAUGGAAAAAACGUUCUAUUGACAUUAAUAUAUUGGUAGUAGAUGCUGGAUCAGCUAUUCUAAAGAGUACCCAUAAGCCACAUCGAUUGGAUGAAAGAAUCAUUAUGGCAGAAAUUGAUGUUGCGGCCAGAGGAGUAGGAAUUCCAAUGUAUUUCCAGAAUCAGAGUAUGGGUUCCUCGAUUACAAUCUCAUUAAAUUCGGAUUUGGAUGAUAGUAGAAAGUGGGUGGCAUAUGCUCUUUAUAUUUUCUAUGAAAUCAAUGACCUUGAAAGUUGGGAGUCAACACGUUUUACGAGAUUAGAUUGUGAGGAGCUUGUGUUUCAUUUUGUUACCGAUGAAGUUCCUUUCAAAGCCCUCCUAAAGUUCGAUACACUCCAGAAAUUCCCCAAUACUAUUGAUACACCAGCAGGAUAUUGGAUAUAUGUACCACGCAAAUGGUUUGAUGAAAAGUCAAAUGAGGUGGAUACAUGGAGUUACAUUGAGGUUUCAAUUACGAUUGGCAAUCCAAUCACGAAGGUGGAAAAGUGCGGGGCUCAACUAGUAUACGUGCAAAAUUUUCCAGAGUUUAUAGAUGCAGUUUUCUGGCAUCCUCAUUUUACGAAUAAAAAUUCAAUUGUGACAUCCUUAAUUUACGAUUAAAAAUUCAAUGAUGACUUUGGCUAAUAGACUUUAAAAAUAAUUUACAUUGAAUUAUGCAAAUUCAAAAGGAUAUGACUUUAACUACAGUAAUUUGGGAUUGGUGGUUAUAUUUGGUGGUCACUGUAGCUAGACCAAAUUGAUUAAAAAAUAUUUUUAAGUACUUGCUAUUUCCUUUGCUUUUUCUUUUGCCCCAUUUAUUUCGUUUCAAAGUUUUUUUUUUUUUUUUU
Messenger RNA from Juglans regia (Persian walnut), 3797 nucleotides. RefSeq names its product TMV resistance protein N-like. NCBI's taxonomy places the organism in Eukaryota, Viridiplantae, Streptophyta, Magnoliopsida, Fagales, Juglandaceae. The coding region runs from base 109 to 3570 and encodes 1153 amino acids. The record is from RefSeq and is a predicted model, not a curated record. Gene Ontology annotation, molecular function: ADP binding; protein binding. Gene Ontology annotation, biological process: defense response; signal transduction. The transcript has 5 exons.